Messenger RNA from Peronospora belbahrii, 1260 nucleotides. NCBI's taxonomy places the organism in Eukaryota, Oomycota, Peronosporomycetes, Peronosporales, Peronosporaceae. The record is from the annotation of a GenBank genome assembly.
AUGCUGCUUUCGUCUAUGGACCCCCUCGGUUAUUAUACGAUGCUCAAAGAGAAUGACUUUUUGGAACUUGACGCCUCUUCCAGUGUUACUGGUCAUGACGGGUACGCACUUCCGCCUGAGGACAUGGGCGUUGUAUCGUACAUGAAUGAAGAGAAUAGUCCAAAAAAUGGCACGAAAUCGUCGCUAUACAAAACGGAACUUUGCAAACGCUUUUCAGAAUUUGGCAAUUGUCGCUAUGGAGCAAAGUGCCAAUUUGCUCAUGGUAUUGCCGAACUCCGUCAUGUUGUACGUCAUCCCAAGUACAAAACUACUAAAUGCAAGUCUUAUUGGGGAUCGGGUCAUUGCCCUUACGGCAGUCGUUGUCGCUUUAUUCACGAAGAGACCGAGGGUUACGUGCAGCCGCAGUACAGUCCUCCGAGUCAUUUAGGAGGCGGCAUGUUCUUUAACGAGAAGGAAUGUCUUGGCGGUCUGGGUGCUAGUGUUAUGGCCUCAUCUCAGUCGUCUGUGGAUUUCAGCUAUGGGGGUGGUCUUUACAAUGAGCAGCCUAACCCUUCUCAUCUUCAUCAACUUCGUUCGCAUCAUCAUCACCAGGUGAUGUCUAUUUACCCUAAAGAAAAUUACUCUCUCUUGUCCUCGCUGGACAAGGGCUCCUCGUGGGGAGUACCGGGCAUGUCUUCCUCCGCCAAUCACCACCCUAAUUAUGCUGGUGCGCAGUAUGGCAGUGCCUCUCUUAAACAGCAGGGCUUGCUCGGCAGCAUUGGUCUGCAUUCUGCUCAGCAGCGAGCCUCUCCGGUGAAUAACGCUGCCAAUAGUGCAUCGUCACCGAGCUACCCGGACCUCCAGGAUGCCAUCGACGCAUUGAUGAAGUUUUCUUUGACCCAGGACGACGAUGACGAGCUCAGCACGGACACCGUCUCCACGCCUGAGAGUACCCCAACCCAAACUGGUCGUGGACGCUGCCUUUCUGGUGUCUCUUCGCCAUCUCUCGCCUCAUCUUCGACGAAGACGACCUCUAAGAAAAAGCCGGAGUUCUCCCUUCAGUCAGACGAACUAUGGAAAGACUUUCCGACUGCAUCGUCGACGUCUUUUACCGUUGACGAUCUGCAAACUCAGCCGUGGUCUACAGGACUGUCACUGAGUCUUGACAGCAAAUUAUUUGAUAGCACUGCAGCUGCUGGUGAGGAUUCUAUGGAUGCCUCUGGUAGUUGUAGUGAGGACGAGGAGAGCCCCCGACUGAGCGUGUUCGAGCGUUUUCAUUAA